UCCAUUACAUUUUUUCAACGUCACGACCGUUCCCUCUCCUUGUGAAUUCCAAUAAAAUAAACAAACAGUGUUUACAAACAAAAAAACGAGAGGCCGACAAAUCUCUCUCUUCUGCCAUUCCAACAAGAAUCUGGAAGAGAGACAAAAUAAAUAAAUAAAAUAUGAAUCUCGGUGGCGGUUCCGGCGACGAUCCGUCGUCGUCGUCGGUGUCGCAGUGGAGCUACUCCGUGUCACGGCGGUACCAACACCUCCUGGACAAGUCGACGCCUCUCGUCUACCACCGUUGGAUCGGCUUCGUCUUGGUGGCGUUGAUCUACUCUAUCCGCGUCUUCCUCCUUCAAGGCUACUACAUAAUCACCUAUGGCCUCGGCAUCUACAUCCUCCAGCUCUUCAUCCUCUUCCUCUCCCCUCAGGUCGAUCCCGAGAUCCAAGAUCUCUCCGAUGGCCCCUCCCUCCCCACUCGCGGAUCUGACGAGUUUCGUCCCUUCGUUCGCCGCCUUCCUGAGUUCAAGUUCUGGUAUUCCGUAACAAAAGCCUUCUGCUUUGCCUUCGUGCUCACAUUCUUCAGUGCAUUUGACGUGCCUGUAUUUUGGCCAAUUCUAUUGUUCUAUUGGGUGGUGCUGUUUGUUUCAACAAUGAAGAGGCAGAUAAUGCACAUGGUCAAAUACAAAUAUGUCCCCUUCUCCUUUGGCAAGCAGCGGUACGUUGGAAAGAAAGUAGCUUCAACUGAUGAUACUGACAAUGUUGCAGCAUAAGGCUUCAGGUAGAUCGAACCACUUAAUGCUGGAAACACAUUUAAGUCAGGAGUUUGUUUAAAGAAUUAUAUUUUUUUCAAGCUGAGAGGGUCUCUAAAGAUGUGCAGAAGCAAUUAAUCUGAGAUAUGUGUACGCAAAUUUUCAGCUUUAUUUUGAAAAUGCUCCUUGGGUUCUUUUGAGGAUGAUGAGGAGAGAGGGUUUCCCAAUGCCCGAUACUUUAUUAACUUCUUUUCCAUUUGGGCUGGGAAAAAAGUAGCCUAAUUUUCUGGCAAAUGCUGAUAGCAUGAAUUGCCCUGUGCAGUGUACCAACUAUAGAGAUCCUAAUGCAAAUCUUUUUUCCCUCCUAUUUAUUUGCUUCUACACCCUUUUUUUGGCGUGUGGCCUUUCUUAUAGAAGGUUGAGUUCAGCUACCAUUUACAUUCUAUCUAUAAUAUAAUGUUCUGUUAAAAUU
This is a messenger RNA of Camellia sinensis, 1206 nucleotides long. RefSeq names its product protein RER1A. NCBI's taxonomy places the organism in Eukaryota, Viridiplantae, Streptophyta, Magnoliopsida, Ericales, Theaceae. Gene Ontology annotation, cellular component: Golgi membrane. Gene Ontology annotation, biological process: protein retention in ER lumen; retrograde vesicle-mediated transport, Golgi to endoplasmic reticulum. The record is from RefSeq and is a predicted model, not a curated record.